Molecule: messenger RNA, 1293 nt
Organism: Penicillium macrosclerotiorum
Lineage: Eukaryota; Fungi; Ascomycota; Eurotiomycetes; Eurotiales; Aspergillaceae
Exons: 2
Coding region: 1-1293 (430 amino acids)
Source: RefSeq, a predicted model, not a curated record
AUGUCUCUUGACACCAUUCUGGAUCCCACCUCUACCUCCCCUUUCUCAGACAUCGAUGGCUUCUCUCCCUCCCGUUCGCUCUUCCUCAAGAAGCGAAGUUGCGUCUCAUGCACAUCCGUCCCAACAUGUCCAGCCUGCGCAUCCGGCUACUCAUGUACCAUGACAGCCCAGACCUGUGACAGCUGCUCGACCACCAAAUGUAUCGCCAACACUAGCAGCUCCAGCUCACCCCCCAAGAGCAGCACCAAUGUGGGGGCCAUCGCCGGUGGUGUUGUUGGAGGUGUAAUUGCUCUUGCCCUCAUCCUCUUCCUGAUCUGGUGGUUUGUUAUUCGCAAACGACGCAAUCAGCAAGCCGAGGAGAAAGAUCAUAGCGCCUUCAACGCCACCCGAGAUAGUCGCAAGUCGACCCAAUCCAUCGCCUCGACCGUCCUCACCCGUGCCUCCAACGUCAUUCAGAUUGCGUACAUUCCUGGUGUCACCAACCGCUCCCCUCCGGAAACUCCUGCAACGCUGGUGCCCCCUGUACCCCCUCUCCCGGGUGCAAGCCCUGACCAACAUUUCUUCAUGCCGGGUGAUCUGCGUGACUCGUCUUGGACCACCAUGACCGGCCACCAGAGCAUCUCGCCCACCCUACGGAGCAGUGUUGCGACCACCAUCUACCGCAAUGACGCGAUUGUCAGCGCCGUCCCGGCACAGCAGAUCCAGCGUUCUCGGGCCAACAUCGUCAGCGUUCACAAUGGUCCCGGCUCCGGUGACAACGCUCCGGACCAGCCUGUUCCAGUCAUGAUCACCCCCAAGGAUGCCCCCGCCGUCCCAGCCAUCACCUCCUCCCAACUAGCCCGAGCGGAAGCUAUGCAGCCGGGCGGUAGCUCGAUUGUGGCCCGUACAGUGAUGGCCAAGCCAGUGAUGGUCCGUGGAGUUUCAGUGAAGAAGAAGGACGGUCAGGGCAAGACAAAUGUGUCUGUCAAAGAGGUGUCGGCGGAUGAACAGUCGACUUCAGCAAAAUCCACAGAAACUAGCCAACAAUUCGACCAUCAAAAAUCUACAUUCGACGGCAACUCGUCAGAUGAAGAAGAUGACGAGACUCACCCCUCAUCCACCACCGUCAUUUCAACAAGCGCAAAGACCACUCCAGUCAACACCGUGUCCAUCCCUAAGAACCCCAGCCCCUUCCAAGACGAGCCCAGCUCAGACUCCACCUCGGCAGACAACCAGCGCAGUUCCAGCCACAGCGACCGCGUACCGCCCGCGCGUGUGCAGAGUCCGUUCUCCGAUGCCAAUGAGGUCAAAUGA